Coccidioides posadasii C735 delta SOWgp is the source of this 1949-nucleotide messenger RNA. RefSeq lists its product as uncharacterized. The record is from RefSeq and is a predicted model, not a curated record. Lineage: Eukaryota; Fungi; Ascomycota; Eurotiomycetes; Onygenales; Onygenaceae. Gene Ontology annotation, biological process: transmembrane transport. Gene Ontology annotation, cellular component: plasma membrane. Gene Ontology annotation, molecular function: transmembrane transporter activity.
AUGUCAGAACCAGGUCUUCCCAGCGGGGAUACCGUGGUCCCUACCGAGGGCCAGAAAGCGGAGCGAUUAACGAUGGACGAGACAAGAUCAAGCGAGACCACGGCUGGGAGCAGCGGAGAAACUAAUGAAAUUCUCCAGCAAAAGACAUCUAUGAGGAGCAAGGGCCUGCGAUUCUGGGCAAUCAUAGCAGCCCUUGCAGUUGACGGGCUCCUGACUGCCCUAGAAGCAACCAUCACAUCAACUGCUCUGCCAACAAUUAUCGGGGCUCUUGGGGGGGCAGAUCAGUACAUCUGGGCAGUCAACGUGUAUUUUUUGUGCAUGACCGCGCUACAGCCACUUUUUGGGCAGCUGGCAAACGUUUUCGGCAGACGUUGGCCGACCAUCAUAGCCACAGCGUUGUUCAUCCUAGGGAGUGGAAUCUCGGGCGGUGCGCAUAACAUGGGCAUGAUGAUCGCAGGUCGCGCUAUCCAGGGUCUUGGUGCCGGCGGAAUCAACGUCCUUAUCGAAAUCAUCAUCUGCGACUUGGUUCCGCUGCGAGAGAGAGGAAACUAUCUCGCAUUGAUAUUCGGCCUAAUCGCACUGGGGACAGCCCUCGGCCCCUUUUUCGGUGGUCUAAUUGUUCAACAUACCUCAUGGAGAUGGGUGUUCUACCUCAAUCUCCCAAUAGGUGGCGCGGCACUGGUCCUGCUGGUUCUCUUCUUGAAGGUCAAGUACAAGAAAGAGGACACGCUCGCGACGAGACUCAGCAACAUCGAUUGGAUCGGCACUGGGGUCUUCGUCGGAUCAGUGGUUUCGAUUUUGAUAUCUUUGUCUUGGGCCGGUGCAUUGUAUCCUUGGUCGUCCUACCGUAUCAUUGUCCCGCUAGUCAUCGGUUUUGCGGGACUUAUUGGCUUCCUUUUCUUUGAAGGAUCCAGAUUCUGUGUGGAUCCAACUAUGCCUCUGCACCUCUUCUCGAAUCGCACAUCAUUGACGGCCUUUAUCCUUACAUUCCUCCACAGCAUUACCACGAUCUGGGCGAUAUACUUCCUUCCAGUGUAUUUCCAAGGCGUACUCAUUUCGACUCCUGGACGCUCCGGUGUCCAGCUACUUCCCACGAUAUUGAUGUUGAUCCCGUUUGCCGCCAUAUCCGGAAAACUUCUGGCUCAAUUUGGCCGCUAUCGCCCACUCCACCAUGCCGGAUAUGCGAUUAUGGUUAUAGGGCUUGGGCUGUUUACUCUGUUGGACGAAGAAUCCUCAACCGCAGAAUGGGUCAUUUAUCAAGCCAUUGAAGCUGCGGGUGCAGGUUUGAUCAUUCCGGUGCUACUACCGGCGGUUCAGGCUGAGCUCUCCGACAAGGACACGGCCUUGGCGACAUCCACAUGGGCUUUCAUACGAAGUUUCGGUAUGGUAUGGGGCUCUACCAUCCCUGCCGCAGUGUUUAACAACCGAUUUGAUCAACUCGCUGGCCGUAUCAGCAGCGCAGACGUCGCUGCCCAGCUCAAAGGCGGGAAGGCGUACGAGCACGCCACAAAACUAUUCCUCGAAGCACUACCAGCCAGGAUCCGUCAGGAAGUUAUUUCUGUCUUUUCAGACAGCUUAAAACGCACUUGGCAAAUCGCAAUCGCAUUCGCAGCCCUGGGAUUCGUCGUUGUCAUUGGUGCACGGGAAGUGCCCCUGCGACAGGAGUUGGACACUGAGUAUGGAAUGGAGGAUGGGUCGAGGAAGAACAGCGUGGUCGUGAUGGAGGAAGGGGAGAAAGAUGGUCAGGAAAACGCGAAUGGAGAAGGUCAAAAAGCUUUUCAAGUGCCAGAGACAAUUGCCUAGAUCUGCCGCGAUCUUGGAGUUGGUCAUUUCUGUGGACUUGGAUCGCCGUGUCGUCUGUAAUUAUGCCUAGUUUGUGCGGGAGUCAUGGCAUGUCUGGGACACCUUUUUUUUUUUUUUUUUUUUUUUUUUUGGCAAUUAUUUUUUAG